Messenger RNA from Rotaria socialis, 867 nucleotides. NCBI's taxonomy places the organism in Eukaryota, Metazoa, Rotifera, Eurotatoria, Philodinida, Philodinidae. The record is from the annotation of a GenBank genome assembly.
AUGCAAGCGAGAUCGCCUCGUAUUGGAUUUGAAGGAAUAUUUUCCGACGAAAACAUACAUCAUAUUGGCUUUGAACAAUAUGAGACUGAUCAGCAAGAACAUGCACCACCAGCGUAUCCAUUAAAUGAUACAAUGCCAAUUCCCGAUUCAUCUUUUCGGAACAGCUUCUCUGGUUUUGAUACUUCAUCACUUGUUACCCAAACAACACCAUCGGGUGCGAAAUCAUUACAAAAUAAUGACACGUCUCGAAAAGCAAAGACAAAAAGUCUUUCGUAUCCACAAUUAUCUGCGAUUUAUAAUGAAAUUGUUAAUCAAUGGUGUCGAGAACAAUGGCUUCUAUUUGAUGACGAUCAAAAAGAGACUUACUUAACGCUAGAUUUUAAAACAAGAGGAUUUUUCACUGUACAAAUGGCUAUUGAUCACUUUCAUCUUACCAGUAGUACCCACCUACUUUUAUCUCAACCUGAAUGUUUAUUAAUUCGAACACAAAAAAAAGCAAAAACUUCAUUUUUACCUAAUUCAAGUAUUUCCAUUGGCAAUUUAUUGCAGAAUGAUAUUUCUCAACAAACAUUUCGAUAUAAGAUUCUAGCAAUUAUCUGUGAAUCACAUGAAACAAAUAGUAAAUUAAUGUUUUAUAAAGAUAAACAAACACAUGAUUGGUAUGUUUAUUAUAAUGAAUCGAUAUCAUCACCGUCCUGUUGUAAUAUGUUAUCGAAUGAAGAACACCGUCAGAUAGAAUCAUUUAUUCAACAAGAAAAUCAAUUACAUUCAAACGAUUUAUCAAACUUUGCACCGCCACUAUCAAAUUUAUACAAUCAUCCGAUUGUUUAUAUAUAUAUACCGGACAAAAACAACAAAAAACAUUAG